UAUUAUAAAUAUAGAAUGCAAUCACUGCAUGUAGUGUGAGUGUGGUACCAAAAAGAGAAAUUAAAUACACCCAAUGCAAACAUUGCAAACCAAUUCAUAGGUACAAAACUUAGCAAAAGAGAAAGAUGAAAAGCAUCACAUGUUAUUUGCUACUAUUGUGCAUGUUAUUUACAACGUGUUAUUCAUUAAAUAAUGAUCUUGAUGCGUUGCUAAAGCUAAAAAAAUCAAUGAAAGGAGAGAAAGCCAAAGAUGAUGCACUCAAAGACUGGAAAUUUUCAACUUCUGCUUCAGGUCACUGUUCAUUUUCCGGUGUCAAAUGCGACGGAGAACAACGAGUGAUUGCUCUAAACGUGACGCAAGUUCCACUCUUCGGACACCUUUCCAAGGAGAUCGGAGAGUUGAACAUGCUCGAGAGCCUUACAAUCACUAUGGACAAUCUCACCGGCGAGCUUCCAACUGAGCUAUCCAAACUUACUUCUCUUAGAAUCCUCAACAUCUCUCACAACCUCUUCUCCGGUAACUUCCCCGGCAACAUCACUUUCGGAAUGAAGAAACUUGAGGCUCUAGAUGCUUAUGACAAUAAUUUCGAAGGUCCUCUUCCAGAGGAAAUCGUUAGCCUGAUGAAACUCAAGUACUUAAGUUUUGCUGGAAACUUUUUCUCCGGUACAAUACCGGAGAGUUACUCGGAGUUUCAGAAGUUGGAGAUUUUAAGGCUCAACUAUAACAGUUUAACGGGGAAGAUUCCGAAGAGUUUGUCUAAGUUAAAGAAGCUGAAGGAACUCUGUUUAGGUUACGAUAAUGCUUACGCCGGUGGAAUUCCACCGGAGUUCGGUUCAAUCAAAUCUCUCCGAUAUCUGGACAUUUCUAACUCUAACCUCACCGGAGAAAUUCCACCGAGUCUUGGAAAUUUAGAAAACCUCGACUACUUGUUUUUGCAAAUGAACUACCUCACCGGAAAAAUUCCACCCGAACUCUCUUCAAUGCGAAGUCUCAUGAUGUUGGAUCUCUCCAUCAACGAACUCUCAGGGGAGAUUCCAGAAACCUUCUCAAAGCUGAAACAUCUCACUCUUAUCAAUUUCUUCCAGAACAAGCUUUGCGGUUCAAUUCCAGCGUUCGUCGGUGAUCUUCCUAACCUCGAAACGCUUCAGGUUUGGGACAACAAUUUCUCUUCUGUAUUGCCGCAGAAUCUCGGUUCAAACGGAAAGUUCAUAUACUUUGACGUUACGAAGAAUCACCUCACCGGAUUGAUCCCACCGGAGUUAUGCAAAUCGAAGAAGUUGAAAACGUUUAUCGUUUCUGACAACUUUCUCAGCGGUCCAAUACCUAACGGAAUCGGUGCGUGUAAGUCACUUGAAAAAAUCAGAGUCGCUAAUAACUACUUGGACGGCCUGGUCCCACCGGGAAUUUUUCAGUUGCCUUCUGUAACGAUGAUGGAGCUUAGAAAUAACCGUUUUAACGGCCAACUACCAUCGGAGAUUUCCGGCAAUUCUCUCGGGAUUCUCGCUCUUUCUAACAAUUUAUUUACCGGGAGGAUUUCGGCGUCCAUGAAGAAUCUCCGAUCACUGCAGACUCUGUUACUCGACGCCAAUCAGUUUGUCGGAGAAAUUCCGACAGAGGUCUUUGCUUUACCGGUGUUGACUAGAAUUAACAUAAGUGGCAACAAUCUCACUGGUGGAAUUCCAAAGACGGUUACUCAAUGUAGUACAUUGACAGCCGUUGACUUCAGCCUAAACAUGCUUACCGGUGAGGUUCCUAAAGGGAUGAAGAAUCUGAAGGUGCUAAACAUUUUGAAUGUUUCGCAUAAUAGCAUAUCGGGGCAAAUCCCCAAUGAUAUUAGAUUCAUGAUGAGUCUAACGACGCUGGAUUUAUCUUACAACAAUUUCACCGGAAUUGUCCCCACCGGUGGUCAGUUUUUGGUCUUCAACGACCGUUCAUUUGCGGGAAACCCUAGCUUAUGUUUCCCACACCAAUCAACAUGUUCUUCAUUGCUCUAUCCUUCGAGAAAAAGCCAUGCAAAGGAGAAAGUCAUCGUCAUAGCAAUUGUCUUUGCCACAGUGGUUUUGAUGGUAAUUGUAACAUUGUACAUGAUAAGGAAGAGGAAGCGUCACAUGGCAAAAGCAUGGAAGCUAACAGCGUAUUAGAUAAAUGAGUUCACUUCUUUAAAAUAAAUUAACAAAAGAAACUAUGCAAGUGAUUUGUACUUGUUGUAUAUAUCUAGUAGAUUGGCAGAAGUGAAACAACAAAUCAAGUGUGUAGUAUUAAAUAGGUUUGAAUUUCACAAUGUCGUGUGAUUUGAAAUAUUUUUACUGAUUGUGUUUCAUGAAAUUUUGUACAAUAGGGUAGGAUUAUUAUUUUGAAAAAGGGUUUUGAGUAGUACUACUAUUGUUAUUGUAACUUCAGCCGUGAAUGAAUAUGUGAAAAUAUAUGAUUUAGAUUUCUAUUAAAUGGGAAA
This is a messenger RNA of Medicago truncatula (barrel medic), 2452 nucleotides long. RefSeq names its product leucine-rich repeat receptor-like kinase protein SUNN. Gene Ontology annotation, molecular function: protein binding. The coding region runs from base 126 to 2141 and encodes 671 amino acids. Lineage: Eukaryota; Viridiplantae; Streptophyta; Magnoliopsida; Fabales; Fabaceae. The transcript has a single exon. The record is from RefSeq and is a predicted model, not a curated record.